ACCUCCGAAGGCUCCCGACUCAACAUGCAUUCAGCAUUGUCUAACUAUCCCAACGAUCCGGCCCACGCCGACUCUACAACCUCCUCUACAACUCAAACUACGCUGCCAAAUCCUCCAACUCAGGAAAACUCUGGUGCUGCAGACAGGGGACACUCCUCAGACCACGACGACGACGCGGGAAAGAAGAAAAAAGCUGCCAAACGUCGAAAAGUCAACCAUGCAUGCUUAUACUGUCGGCGGAGCCAUAUGACUUGUGAUGAGGGUCGUCCUUGUCAGCGAUGACGUAACUGACACGUUCUGGUCAGCAUCAAGCGUGAGAUAGGACACCUCUGUCAUGAUGAACGGAGACCUUCGGCUAAGGACAAAGAGAAGACUCCUUCUACAUCUCCAGGUACUGCAGUCGCUUCUACCUCGCAGACACCGCAAGCUAGUCAACCCGCCGACGUGGCGAAGGGACUACCUGCUACAGUAGCUCCACAACCAUUUGGGACACCGCCCAUGACCUCCAGUAUGAAUACUGGAUGGCCGAGCAUGAACCUUACCCCUCAGAACGCAUUUCUUUACCAACCUGAAACCUUAGGAAACGAGUUCUCAGUACUCUCUGACUUUCUAGAAUCGCUGGACGAAGGCUCGUUCUUCAGCCAAGCCGCCGUAGCGCCUUCGCUGAUGUCAACCUCGCCUUACGCAAAUCCCAUGAACAUGGCCGUCGAUAAUCACUCCUAUCUACCGGACACUACACAAACACAGCCCUCCAACGAACCUGCCCCACCGGCGCCCGAGAAACCGUCGGAAGAGCCGCCGCCCGUCGUCCUUCCCGCAGCUACUAAAACGGAGCGAUUUUUCCUCACGGCGGCAGAUCAGGCAUCUGGGACGCGUAAUGAACGGCUGAACAUGGUUAUUCGAAGUAAAUAUGAGGCUGGCCUCCUGAAACCGUACAAUUAUGUGAAGGGUUACGCCCGCCUAUCGCGUUGGAUGGAUAAGAACGUUUCUCAAGAAUCAAAACAGAAGAUUCUGCAGCCUUUGUCGGUGCUACGGCCAAAAUUCAGGUCAAUAGCGCAGUCCGAGUCGUUAACCGAUAUAGAUUUGGUCUUUAUCGAAGAAGCAUUUGAACGUCUUCUUCUUGACUAUGACCGGGUUUUCUCCGCUAUGGCGAUACCAGCCUGUCUAUGGCGACGUACUGGCGAAAUCUACAAGGCGAAUCGCGAAUUUGCCGAGCUCGUUGGCGUAGAUGGAUAUAUGCUCCGAGAUGGUCGGUUGUGUAUAUACGAACUUAUGGCCGAAGACUCUGCCGUUAACUACUGGGAGAAAUACGGUCACGUCGCCUUUGACUCCAAUCAAAAGGCUGUCCUCACCUCCUGUGUCCUCCGAUAUAAACCCGUACUUCCAACUUCCGGAGCCGCAACGCCAGCUAACGCUCUUGGGAAGGGAGGAGAGACGAAACCGGAGGAGAGGUUCAUAAGUUGUUGUUUUUCUUUUACUAUUCGUAGAGAUCCUUAUGGGAUCCCGACGUUAAUCGUUGGGAAUUUCAUCAAGUGUUGAUCAUCAUAGACUUAUAGAUACAUUGACAGUCGUAAUAAGUUUCUUUCGUACUGUAUUCUUAUUGCUAGGUGGUACGCCGCCGCAAACUAGACUUUUUUGUUUUCGUACAAAUGACUUGGGAGUGUUGCCAUACCUCUCGACCGGCCAGUUGGAUUCUCUACCACAAGGAAUUCGUCAAUGUCGUUCGUCUUCCCUUUUUCAAAGUCAUUGUUUUCAUAACCUCUUGAUAUAGAUGCGACCAGACGAGUGAAAUA
Molecule: messenger RNA, 1793 nt
Organism: Somion occarium
Lineage: Eukaryota; Fungi; Basidiomycota; Agaricomycetes; Polyporales; Cerrenaceae
Source: the annotation of a GenBank genome assembly